Molecule: messenger RNA, 1773 nt
Organism: Impatiens glandulifera
Lineage: Eukaryota; Viridiplantae; Streptophyta; Magnoliopsida; Ericales; Balsaminaceae
Product: GTPase ERA-like, chloroplastic
Exons: 9
Coding region: 53-1396 (447 amino acids)
Biological process (GO): ribosomal small subunit assembly
Molecular function (GO): rRNA binding; GTP binding; ribosomal small subunit binding
Source: RefSeq, a predicted model, not a curated record
CGGCCGUUAUUUAUAGAGUACACUAAACCCAACGCCGGAGAAGAAAAGAAGAAUGGAGUUUUGCCUCCGUUACCUUCCAUUACAGUCCCACUUUAUCCCACGGUGUCAUUGUUUCGCCGGAAACAUUCCGUCGUCGACGGGAGACCAGCGUUAUCUCAGGUGUUCACCGCCUGGCUAUGCUCAUUUGCCUUUCAACUUCCGGACAGCCGCUUCUCUCGCUCGCAAUACCACAAAUGGAAGCAGUAGAAGACCUCUUUCUGGUGAAAGAUUUUCCGAAGGAGUUGGAGUUUCCGUACUGGAACUAGAAGAACACGAUAAGGACGAUCAAUUUGAAAUUCUCGCUGCUGGAGCUAACGAUUUGACUGACGGCACAGAGAACCAGGAGACAUCCUAUUCUGGAUAUUUGUCGUUGAGUGUAAAGCCGGACAGGAAUAUAGCUUUGCUUGAUGAUUAUGAGAUGGAAGAGCUGAAUUCUAUUCCGGACCCUAACCACAAAAGCGGAUUUGUGGCUGUUCUCGGUAAGCCUAAUGUUGGGAAAAGCACAUUGUCGAACCAAAUGAUAGGGCAGAAGCUCUCAAUUGUUACAGAUAAGCCUCAAACUACAAGACAUCGAAUUCUUGGUAUAUGCUCUGGCCAAGAUCACCAGAUGAUACUUUAUGACACACCUGGUGUAAUCGAGAAGAAGAUGCACAUGUUGGAUUCUAUGAUGAUGAAGAAUGUCCGCAGUGCUGCUAUCAAUGCAGACUGUGUCGUGGUUGUUGUUGAUGCAUGUAGAGUGCCAGAAAAGAUUGAUGACAUCUUAGAAGAGGGCGUCGGAGACCUCAAAUAUAAAGUGCCAACAUUGCUGGUACUGAAUAAGAAGGACAAGAUUAAACCUGGUGAAAUUGCACAAAGGCUUCAGUGGUAUGAGAAAUUUACAGGUGUUGAUGAGGUUAUACCAGUGAGUGCCAAAUAUGGUCAAGGGGUAGAUGAUGUCAAGGAUUGGAUAUUGUCAAAGUUACCUCUUGGGCCUGCUUAUUAUCCAAAGGAUAUCACAAGCGAGCAUCCAGAACGGUUUUUUGUAGCUGAAAUCGUUAGAGAAAAGAUAUUCAUGCAAUACAAGAAUGAAGUCCCAUAUGCAUGCCAGGUCAAUGUAAUAAACUACAAAAGUAGACCAGCUGCAAAGGAUUUCAUCCAAGUUGAAAUACUUGUGGAGAAAAACACACAAAAGAUCAUCGUCAUUGGGAAGGAGGGGAAGGCCUUGAAAUUGUUGGCAACAGCUGCUCGUCUUGAUAUUGAGGAUUUUUUGCAGAAGAAGGUGUUCUUGGAGAUUGAGGUGAAGGUAAAAGAGAAUUGGAGACAAGAUGAAGGGCUUCUAAAACUAUAUGGCUAUGGUGGUCAAAUCAAAGCACUAUAGACGGUAAAUUUUUUGUUUAAGCAUAAAAGGUAACAAUCAGAUCUCUCCUUUGCGAUUGAGUUAUGGGUUAAUGCAGAAACCAUAACUACUUGAAAGAUUAGCAAAAACCAAUAGUAAAUAGCAACACCAAGUUAGUUCUUUGAUCUUGUUAUCUAAUCCAUUGAGAAAAGCCCUAAAAUUUACGCGAGUUCAAUUGCCUAAAAGGAUGAGAUAAAUAGUGUUGUAUUAUGUAGCUUCUGGGCAUCAUGGUGUAUCCUUAGGGAUCGUGAGCACUCUUUAGAAACGACGUUUUGUAAUACAUUGAUUAGAUUUAAAUCUAUUUGAGAUGGUUGUGUAAAUGUGUUUAUUAUAUGAAUUUGAAUAAAUUGUUUUGUGUU